Molecule: messenger RNA, 1500 nt
Organism: Colletes gigas
Lineage: Eukaryota; Metazoa; Arthropoda; Insecta; Hymenoptera; Colletidae
Product: methyl farnesoate epoxidase-like
Exons: 8
Coding region: 1-1500 (499 amino acids)
Biological process (GO): xenobiotic metabolic process
Cellular component (GO): cytoplasm; intracellular membrane-bounded organelle
Molecular function (GO): heme binding; oxidoreductase activity, acting on paired donors, with incorporation or reduction of molecular oxygen, reduced flavin or flavoprotein as one donor, and incorporation of one atom of oxygen; iron ion binding
Source: RefSeq, a predicted model, not a curated record
AUGUGGUUGGGUAUUUUGUGUCUUGUGACAGUGUUGAUUUUAAAAAUAUUGUUCGAUUAUAGACGACCCCAUAAAUUUCCACCAGGUCCUCGAGGACUUCCCCUUAUUGGAAACAUGAUGGAUGUGGCAAACUUAUUGAAAGAGACUAAAUAUUAUGCAGAUGUUUGGAACCAACUGGCUGACAAGUAUGGCCCAGUCGUUGGUCUCAGGUUAGGCUUCGAUAAACCGGUGAUUAUAGUUUCCGGGAAAGCUGCCAUUACGGAAAUGUUGAAUCGGCCGGAAUUUGAUGGCAGACCGGAAGGAUUUAUGUUUAAAUAUAGAUGCGGCGGUGUUCAACGAGGAUUGGUAUUCACAGACACGGAUGUUUGGCAAAAACAAAGGAGGUUUGCAUUGAGAACUCUGAGACAGUUUGGCUUUGGAAAGUACACGAUGGAUCAUAUAAUUCAGCAAGAUGCAAUUGCAUUAAGAAAUAUUAUUAUUGAAUUAACAAGAAACGAGGAAAUGAUGAAUUUGCAUUCUCUCAUUAGCGUAGCCAUUUUUAGCAAUUUAUGGUUCAUCAUAGAAGGAACAAAAUUCGACGUGGGCAAAGAAACCAAAGAAUUGAAAGAAACAAUACACAGGAUUAAAGAUAUUCUUAAAAGUUCGAAUAUUUUCGGUGGCAUUUUAAAUUCCUUUCCUUUUCUGAGGCACAUAUUCCCAGGAUUAACAGGAUUUUCAUUAUUCAAAGAACGACAAGUCCAAAUAGAUGGCUUUUUUGUGGAUGUGAUAUUGAAGCAUAGAGAGAAUAAAAUGGGUGGCCAAUCUACAAAUUUUAUAGAUUCUUAUUUACAAGAAGUGGACGUACAAAAAGCAAAGUCAUCUAUCUCUUCUUUCACUGAAAAUCAAUUAACAUACGUUUUGAAGGAUUUGUUUAUCGCUGGGGUAGACACUACGGACAAUACCAUUGGUUUCAUAAUCGCGUACCUCGUAGUACAUCAGGAUGUGCAAAACAAAGUGCACGAUGAAAUUGAUAGAAUCAUAGGCAAGGAUAUUUGCCCUUCUCUCAGCGAUAAAAAUCGAUUGCCCUAUCUGAACGCAGUCUUAACAGAAGUGGCGAGAGUAGCGAGCAUCACUGCAACCACUAUUCCACAUAGAGCAUUAGCAGACUCCAAUUUACUAGGUUUUGAAAUUAAAAAGAAUUAUUCAUUGCUAGCGAAUCUUAAAAGCGUUCACAUGGACAAAGAGCACUGGGGAGAUCCAAAAGAGUUUCGUCCUGAAAGAUUCAUCGAUGAGAAUGGACAAUUCGUCGAUGACCCAUGGGUGAUGCCUUUCGGAUUAGGUCGCAGAAAAUGUCUGGGAGAAACCGUAGCGAAAAGUACACUUUUUCUUUUUGCAGCAUGCUUGUUCCAAAAGCUACAUUUCAUGCUACCGGAAAAGCAUCCUGAGCCUUGCCUUCGAGGCAUCGAUGGCUUCAUCGUUGCACCGCCUGUGAUGGACAUUAUGAUUGUUCAAAGAUACUGA